AUGGCGACCACCGGGGGAGCUCCCAAAUCAGCUCUCUGGUCUCAGACCAAGACGCUUGCAGGCAAAAACUUCACCAUCCUCCUCCGCCGCCACUUCGUCUCGACCAUCUACACAGCCAUACUGCUACCCCUCAUCCUCAGCCUGUACCUGGGCAUCCUGAAAAACGUCGGCGCACCCUCGGACGGAUAUGGGACCGGAAAGCCGACACCUGUUCGGUCCCUGUCUUCGGCUAUUUCUGCCGCCAGCAGUGGACGCAAUACUAUGGUAUUCGUCGACAGUGGCCUCGCUGGCGGUGCCAUUGACCGUGUCAUCGACGCGGUAGCUAAGCCGUUCGAGGCUGCUGGCCUCAAUGCCACCCGACUGUCCUCCCAGGAUGAUGUUGGCUACGUAUGCAGCUCCUCGUCUCAGGGUGACUCCAACUGCUUCGGUGCGGCCAUCUUUCAUUCGUCCCCGGACGAGGGGCCUGGCAACGAGUGGAACUACACGCUGAGAGGUGACCGCACCUUCGGGCGCAGCUUCCAGGUCGACACAGGCAGGAAUGAUGCCGAGAUUUACACGCUCCCCCUUCAGCGUGCUAUCGACAUGGCCAUAGCUGGCACCGGCUCGGACAGUCUUGACGGUACGGAGCAGUGGCCCUUCACCGAUCAGACGGAGAGCGAGCGCCAGGCUGGCGUGACCCGUAGCUACCAGGAAACCUUUACCCAGUACAAUAGCAUCACGCUUCUCGUCAUUUUCUACGGAAUAGCCUACCGCCUCCCCGGGUCCAUGGCCACAGAGAGAGAGGGGGGGUUGUCGCAGCUCAUUGACGCCAUGAUGCACACCACCAACGACUGGGAGGCCCGGCUAGCACGCAUGCUAUCUUUCUUCUACUCAUUCGCUGCUACCUACUUCCCCGGAUGGGUCAUGGCCUCCCUGAUUGUUCACUUUCUCAUCUGGAGCAACACGAGUGUCGUCAUUGUCCUCAUCCAUUACAUAUUGGCCGGUCUGGCCAUGACGUCUUGGGCCAUCAUGGGCGGCACCCUCUUCAAGAAAGCUCAGCUGUCGGGUGCUGUCAAUGCCAUCGCCAUUGUUCUCCUAGCUGUCCUCGCCCAGGCCAUGCCAGACCCGGGCACGGCCGCUGUUGCUCUCCUUAGCCUGUUGUUCGCCCCCUGCAAUAUUGUCUUCUUCUUCAUCUACGUGGCCGAGUACGAAGAGGAUGGCCGUUCGGCCGACCUGCUCCACGCUCCGUCUAGCGGUGACUCAGCCCUCCCCGGCUUUGUCCUUUGGAUCUUCCUCGGCAUACACAUUGUGGCUUACCCCAUCCUCGCGGCCUUUUUGGAGCGCGCCAUCCAUGGAGUUGCCGCCGAGAGCCGCAAAGUGUACAGGGGCGAUCCCUCGUCGCAGGAUGCUCCCACCGACGCAGUCUACGUCGACGGCCUGACGAAGGUGUACCAGCCCGGCCUCGUGAGCCGUCUCUUCCCCUUCGUCACGAAACCUCGUGCGCCGACUGUGGCUGUCGAUAGUCUUACUCUGUCGGUGAAGAGAGGCCAGAUCGUGUCCUUGUUGGGUGCCAAUGGCAGUGGGAAGAGCACAACGCUUGAUGCCAUCGCCGGUAUCAGCCGAUUCAGCCAGGGCAGCAUCUCCAUUGAUGCAUCGGGGGGCAUUGGCAUCACACCUCAGAAGAACGUCCUUUGGGAGGACCUCACGGUACUUGAGCACCUGCGCAUCUUCGACGAGCUCAAAUCACCCCACGCCAAGGCCUCGGCUGAACAGCUCAACCGACUCAUCAGCUCUAUUGGCCUGGCCCAGAAGCGUAAUUCCAGAUCGCAGACUCUGUCUGGCGGACAGAAGCGCAAGCUUCAGCUGGGAAUGAUGCUCACCGGGGACAGCGCCAUGUGUUGUGUCGACGAAGUCUCAUCGGGGAUCGAUCCGCUGUCUCGCCGCAAAAUCUGGGAUAUCCUGCUUUCGGAACGAGGUCGCCGUACUAUCGUCCUCACAACCCACUUCCUCGACGAAGCUGAACUCUUAUCCGACGAUAUAGCCAUCCUGUCCAGAGGUUCACUACGCGUCCAGGGGCCUCCUGUGACCCUUAAGAACACUCUAGGCUCUGGCUACCGUAUCCACGUCCUCAACACAAAGACGGCCCAGGACACGCCUGCAGUUGAUGGGGUAGAGCGUACAGUCACCUUGGCCAACGUCACGUACAGAGCACCAUCGUCAAGUUUGGCUGCCAAUGUCAUCCGCGCCCUUGAGGCUGCCAGCAUCGAGUACCGUCUGUCCGGCCCGACCAUCGAAGACGUCUUCCUCCACGUCGCAGAGGAAGUCCGUGACGGAGAACGAGCGCCUGCCUUGACAACCACACCUUCGGAUAGGAGAGGCCAGAUUCUACCUGAGAAGCUGGUUGAAGACGAGAAACCAUCGGAUGGAGUCGAGCUGAUGACAGGCCGGCAGACAGGUUUCCUCACUCAGGUACGGGUGCUUCUGCGCAAGCGCUUCACACUGCUCAAGACCGACUGGAUUCCUUACGCUGCCGCCCUGCUCAUCCCCAUCAUCGCCGCCGCUGGCACACAGGUUCUUGUCAGCGACAGGCAGCCUGUUGGAUGUGCCCCCAUGGACCGGGGUAGCGCCCCGGAUUCGAGUGAAUACCUCGGCCUCUUGAAGGAUGCCGUCGUCGCCGCUGGCCCUUCCGAUAUCGUUCAGCCCUACCUCGCGGUUAUCCGGAACAGCGUCGUCGGGAUCGACGUGGAACUCCAGGACUCGUUCACAGCCCUCGAGAGAUAUAUCGGAGACAAUAGUAAACGCAUUAAGCCUGGUGCCAUCUGGCUCGGUGCUGAUGGUAAUACGCUGCCAACAUUUGCCUACCGCGCCGAUAAUUCUCAGUCUGUAUACGCAAGCAUCAUGAUGCAGAACAUACUCGACAUCUUACGGACCAACACAUCCAUCACAACGCUGUACGUCCCCCUUGACGGAACUACGCCUGCCGGUGCCGCGGAUGCUACCAUGCUCAUGGCCUUCUUCUGCAUCGCUGUGGCUAUCGCGCCGGCCUUCUUUGGUUUCUACCCCAAUGUCGAGCGCCGCAACGGCGUGCGCGGAUUGCAGUACUCGAGCGGGGUGAGAUCGCUGCCUCUGUGGGCAUCGCACCUGCUCGUCGAUCUCGCCAUCUUUGUUGUCGCCUUUGUUGUCGCCGCAGCCGUCUACAGCAGCUCGUCCGACAUUUGGUACAAUGCGGGAUACCUGUUCCCUGUAUACAUCUUGUAUGCCCUGACAACGAUCUUGCUCGCCUACGUCUGGUCUCUUUUCAUGGGCAGCCAGCUGGCGACGUUUGCCGGGAUAGUCGUCUACAACGUUGUCGGGUUUGCCGUGUACCUCAUUGCCUUCCUCUUUAUCACGUCCUUCUCGCCCACUGAAGAUGUUGACCGCAACAUCCUGAUCAGCCACUAUGCCGUCUCUAUAUUCUUCCCCGCCGGCUCUCUGUGCCGCUCUCUCUUAGUCGGUCUCAACAUAUUCUCCACAGCGUGUGUUGGCUACCGACUCCGCAGUUAUCCCGGAGACAUGAAUGCCUACGGCGGACCAAUUCUUUACCUGUCUGUGCAGUCGAUCUUGCUCUUCACGGUCUUGUUGUACCAUGACUCAGGCAAUAAACUACCUAGCUCUUACGCGGGGAACAGGGAACCCGAUAAAAAGGCUCCUUCGCCCCCGAGAGCUGUUAUCGAUGAGGACGCUGAGAUUGCCAAGGAAGAGCUGCGGGUUCACAGCUCCGACGGCGGCGACGGCAUGCAGGCCAAGAACCUGAUCAAGGUUUUCGGAAGCAACACUGCUGUGGACAAUGUCACAUUUGGCGUGAAGCACGGCGAGGUGUUUGCGCUGCUCGGUCCCAAUGGAGCGGGAAAGUCGACGAUCAUGUCUCUGAUCCAAGGCGAUAUACCACUGAGCCGCAAUGGCGGGGACGUCUUCAUCGAGAAAGUGUCGGUAACGGAUCACCGCGCGCUGGCCCGCACCAACCUGGGGGUCUGCCCUCAAAAUGACGCCGUCGAUAACAUGACUGUCCUCGAGCACCUGCGCCACUAUACGCGCCUUCGAGGUAUCGACGAUGUCGAGGGCCAGGUGGGGGCCGUGAUGCGAGCCGUCGGUCUCGAGGCCUUUGCUGAUACCAUGGCGCCGCAUCUUUCCGGUGGCAAUAAGCGAAAGCUGUCGCUCGCAAUGGCUCUCACGGGGAAUCCAUCAGUCAUACUGCUCGACGAGCCAUCGUCGGGUCUGGAUGCCGCCGCCAAACGCAUCAUGUGGCGCACGCUCGAGCGGAUUAAGCCGGGGCGGUCCAUCCUGCUCACGACGCAUAGUAUGGAGGAGGCCGAUGCGCUGGCCAGCCGCGCUGGGAUUCUCGCUCAGCGCAUGCUAGCUAUCGGCAAUGUCGACAGUCUUCGCAGCCGCUUCGGCGAUUCGGUUCACGUCCAUCUCGUCAGCCGCACCGCGCCCUACUCGACAGCCGAGGAGAUGGAGCGCACGCGUGCCUGGGUCGUGUACCUGUUCCCCGGAGCUGUCGUCGAACCGGAAACGUACCAUGGGCAGAUGCGCUUCAGAGUACCGGCAGGGUCGGUGCUCGAGAGCGCCGCCACCAGAGCCGAGGCACAUGCGGAGGAGAACAGCAGCAGCAGCAGCAGCAGCGCGAUUGGUCAAGUCAUCGUCACCCUCGAGGAGAAUGCGCACCUCUUAGGGAUUGAGCACCACAGCGUCAGCGCCACCACGCUCAGCGAUGUUUUCCUGUCCAUCGUGUCAAGACACAAUGUCCUGGAGGAAGGGUACCCGGCUGAUGGCGGCGGUAGCGGUGACGCGUCGCGGUGGGUCAAGCUGCGCAAGGUGUUGCUGAUGGUUUAG
Geosmithia morbida is the source of this 4851-nucleotide messenger RNA. RefSeq names its product ABC-type branched-chain amino acid transport system, ATPase component. Lineage: Eukaryota; Fungi; Ascomycota; Sordariomycetes; Hypocreales; Bionectriaceae. Gene Ontology annotation, molecular function: ABC-type transporter activity; lipid carrier activity; ATP binding. The transcript has a single exon. Gene Ontology annotation, cellular component: intracellular membrane-bounded organelle; membrane. Gene Ontology annotation, biological process: lipid transport; transmembrane transport. Bases 1 to 4851 code for a protein of 1616 amino acids. The record is from RefSeq and is a predicted model, not a curated record.